This is a messenger RNA of Aedes aegypti (yellow fever mosquito), 2049 nucleotides long. RefSeq names its product acyl-CoA dehydrogenase family member 9, mitochondrial (gene Egm). The coding region runs from base 103 to 1998 and encodes 631 amino acids. Lineage: Eukaryota; Metazoa; Arthropoda; Insecta; Diptera; Culicidae. The record is from RefSeq and is a predicted model, not a curated record. Gene Ontology annotation, molecular function: acyl-CoA dehydrogenase activity; flavin adenine dinucleotide binding. The transcript has 4 exons.
GUUGUUAUCCGGUGUUUCGUGCGCGAAGACGAAGCGAUUGAGUAACAUCUUGCGGUGGAAAGUUAAAUAAAAAAAUCCAUUUUACCCCAUUAAUUUCACAAAAUGCUGUCCAUUUCGCGCUGUAACCUAGUGGCGCGACUCAGCCUCAAUCGGGUUCCGUGUGCGGCGUUGUCCUCUCGGUGGAAGUCUUCAGUUCCGUCGCAGAAACAAGACGACGAUUUCGGCUCCGGCGAAGAUGGCAUCAAAAUCAGCACCAAACCGAGUCAUCUUAGGCUGGAAAAGCGGAGCCCCUUGAUGAAAAAUAUGUUCAUCGGUGUGGUGGACACGGACCUGUUGGUGUACCCGGAAUCGCUCAACCGAGACGAGCAGUCCCGGGUGGUUUCGGAACGGGAAUCCCUCGAGCGAAUUGUCCGCACCAGUGAACCGAAAGAUCUUCCGCAGAAACUACGGCAAGCUGGGGUGUUCGGAUUACAAUCUCCGUUGAAUCACGGUGGCAAGCAGUUGAUUGAAACCGAACUGGCGUAUUUCAAUGAAAUCAUUUCCAAGGAUUUUGCUACGGGUUUGAUAUCUGGACAGCACAACGCAAUCGUUCAGCUUCUGAACCGGUUCGGUUCGGAUCAGCUGAAAGAACGGUGCAUGGAAGCGUUGAGCAGUGGGAGCCAAACGGUUGCCAGUGCCCUGUUCGAAGAGGAAGCCCCCAAUGGGACGAUGUUCAGCACCAUUGCCUCACAGGAUGUGGACCGGAGGCAGUGGCUUCUGAGCGGGACCAAAUCGUUUGUCAUCGACGGCGACAAGGCGGGCUAUCUGUUGGUGUUGGCCUCGACGAAAGCCAUGGAACAAAUCAGCGCCCAGGACACUACCAUAACGGCGUUCCUGGUGGAUACCAAUGCAAAGGGGGUCCGGAAGUCGGCGGCUACGGAAACGUUUGGACUCGAGGAUGUGAAACAGGUCGCGGUGAGCUUCGAUAACGUCGAAGUCGGAGAUGAAAACAUCUUGGGAAGAGAGGGAUCUGGAGCUGAAGUAUUGGUGGAACUUUUGAAAUCAACACGCGUCCAAACAAGCGUUCUGGGAGUUCAGCUGAUGAAACAGCUCCUGAACAACCUUACGAAAUAUUGCAUCGAAACGAAAACCGGUGGCGGACACAUCAUGGACAUUGAGAGCGUUGGCGAGGAACUGGCCAAGGCAACAUGCUCGAUAUACGCCGCAGAAAGCAUGAUCUACCUGACUACGGGCUUGCUGGACGACUUCGUUGGGCAGGACGCCGAAAUUGAAGCUGCCAUCACGAAAGUUUUCACCGCCGAAAAGCUGAUGGAAAUGGCCAUCCAGCCGUUACGAUUCGUUGGUCCUCAGGCUCUCACCAAGGGUCACCCACUGGAGAUUCUAUUCCGCAAUUCGGUGCAGUUCUUCGGGCAAACCGAAACUAUCGAUUCCGUCAAGUUUUUCGUUGCCCUGAGUGGUCUGCAACACGCUGGAAUGGCAACCCAUGAAACAAUUCGCAAGGAUCGCAACCCGGCCAUGAACCCGUCGCACGUGAUAUCGAAAAUCUUUGAAAAGAACACCAUCGACAACCCGAAGCAAUUCGUGAACUUGGAACACUUCAUGCAUCCCUCGCUGGAUCCGGCCGCCCACUGGAUCGAGUUCUCCAUUCAGCGGUUGCGACUGGCCACGGAAUGUGUUCUAUCCCGACACGGCACCGAAGUGAUCGGUCGCCACAUCGAACUGAUCCGGGUUGCCGACAUGGCGGUGCUCAUCUAUGCCAUGCUGGCCACGGCGGCACGGGCUUCCAGGGCGUACUGCAUAGGGCUUCGACAUGCCGAACAGGAGAUCUACCUGGCCAAUACGUUCUGCCAGGAGGGCCACGAAAAGGUUCGGGUGCUGGCCAAGCAGCUCGAACAGGGUCAGUUUAUAACCACCGACGCCAAUAAUAUGUCCCUUUCGCGGUAUUUGUUCAAACAGAAGGAGUACUUUUUCGAGCAUCCGCUGACGAAGAAUUUCUAGGACGUUAAGGACGGAAAUAUAGAUGUACAUUGUAAAUUGUGUUGGCCAAAA